AUGAGCCAACGUUCACGAGAAGGCGACAAAGAAAGGACGACGAAGAUCAAGAAUACUUCUGCAUGUUUGUGCGCCAAAAGCUGCGAAUAUGUCGUCGCAAAGGCAGACAGACAAGAUUUAGCGAGAAAGACGGUUUCUAAGGAAACGCGCUGCCUGGCACACGCCUCGCGUCUGACGCUAAGGUGUCUGUACACCUCAAAAUUGCACAACUCGAGAGCAGCGAACACAGGUGAAUUUUCGAAGUCUGACCGGUGGAGAAGUCAUGGAAUUCCGUCACCCCUUUCUCUCACAACAUCUUUACGGCGAAUGUGUGCGUCUGUGUGCCCGAGAAAAAAGGAGAAUCGUCGACCAGCGAACCCCCAAACGACGACUUUGUCGGCAGACCGGCCUAGAGGGGACAGCUGUCUGCAGAGCCGGCGCGACACCGUUGCUCUAAAACGAGCCCGUACUCUCGCUAUUUUCUCUCAGAUGCUGUUGCCUCUGAUAUUCGAGAAGGCUGAGCGUUUUUCUUCUGAUUGAUAUCGACGAAAAGGCGUUUUACGCUUUCGUGAAUCCUCUCCGAACCGACCCAACAGCACGAAACGCGACGGGUUUUGCGGCAUGCAGCAAAACUUCCCGGGAAGUUGCAUGCGAAGGACCGUUUUGAUGGAGUGCCUCUUCUCGGUCGUUUUGUGGCGUCCCGCUCUUCAAAAUACCUUUGCCGUGACUUAGCAUCUUCUCUGUGAGGAGACGGCACUUUCCCAGCCGAAGACUUUUGGUAUUCACCACGUCCCUGUUUGUGUAGGCGCCCACGGGACAGAGAGGACUUGCAGAGAAACCUUUUCUAUCGUGUCUUCUUCGAGGGGAAAGAACUCAAAAUAUUCUGCCAAUUCUCUGCCCUCUAGGUCCACGCGUUUCGCCAUUCUCCGUUUUUUCUUCGCCUGCGGGGUCGCCCUUCUCCGUGGUUUCCCUCUGCCACUGUCCGUGUCCGUUGGUGUUUCCUCGCAGAACAGAAUUUCCUCAUUUCAGCACGGAGGAACGACACCUCUGUGUCUGCACGCCAUGGUUGCUUUCCCUUCCACCUUCUGUCGUGUUUCCUUACAACUCUUCGUUCGCCGUCUCUCUUGGCCUUCAUCACGCUCCUGAGAAGUGGAGAAUCCACCCGAUUCUGGAAAACAAAGGUGCUCGACCUCCGUCCCUGCGCCCUCUUUCGUUUCCCUGCAGUCUGGCGUUUGCACGCAUUCUUUUUCUUCCUUCGCACUCUGUGUUAAACAUCUGUGCAGGCGCUUGCCACUCUGGCUUCUCCAUGUUUCCAGCCGUCACCUACG
Toxoplasma gondii ME49 is the source of this 1307-nucleotide messenger RNA. RefSeq lists its product as hypothetical. The transcript has a single exon. NCBI's taxonomy places the organism in Eukaryota, Apicomplexa, Conoidasida, Eucoccidiorida, Sarcocystidae. Bases 1 to 519 code for a protein of 172 amino acids. The record is from RefSeq and is a predicted model, not a curated record.